CACGAAAGAAAUUGAAGUUUUCUAAUUGAAGAUUACUUCUAGUUUGAUAAACAAGAAGAUGGCGUCUGCUCUCGAGGAGGACAGUGAUCGCGAGACGAGUAAGAGACGACGUCUUCUCCCUCCCGAAGAGGAAAGUGCCAAAAUCGCAAUUCCAGUUGAGUCUAAAAGCACUCUUGCAGUACCGGAAGAGGAGCGAUCAAUGGAGGCAAAGAAGUUCAACGAAUCAGGAGUAGAUCCAACGAGAACGCAUGAUCAUGAUGAAAGUACAACGACCACGACGCACAAGAAAGAUGAUGCACUGUUGUCUUCAGUUCUCGAUGGUGACGAUCGAAGUGAUAGAGAAGGGAAGGAUACAAACGACCUGCGCGUUGUCAAUCUUGCAGGAGAAUUGGUGGUCAUAGUUCCUCGGUGUUGCAAUACGGAUCUGGCUGAUGAGGACGGCAAGGAUGAAAACGAAACUCCAAAUAAAGAUCGUCAUCUCGUCACACUCAAGCGAGUGAAGCAAUACGUAACGGAAGCCACCGGGCAGCCAUUGGGUCAGAAAUUCUUGAUUGAAGGAGUAGCUGGUUUUGGUGAGAUUGGGAAAGAUCGUGCCGAAGCCGAUGCGAGCCUUUCCGAAGGUGAGCAUGAAGAGCCAGCUACUACAACUACCUUUGCUGAUGACGAUUUUGUUGUACCUGACAAUAUCGAUGAAAUUCAAGUAGUGUUUGAUCCGCGAGCAGAGCAAUUUCUUGCGUGGGCUUUAUCUCAACGCGAAAUCUGCGUUCGCAGACGUAGACAGCAAUUACUCGAGAUCAGAAGGGGCAUGUCGCACUCGCAACACGGAGAACUGCCCGAAGGAGAACGAGUAGAGGAGGAAAAUGGGCCUGACGAGUAUACGAAGAUCACUGCCGACUUGUUUUAA
Messenger RNA from Amoebophrya sp. A25, 904 nucleotides. Lineage: Eukaryota; Dinophyceae; Syndiniales; Amoebophryaceae. The record is from the annotation of a GenBank genome assembly.